Messenger RNA from Zymoseptoria tritici IPO323, 1122 nucleotides. RefSeq lists its product as uncharacterized. Gene Ontology annotation, molecular function: phosphatidylinositol-4,5-bisphosphate binding; actin filament binding. The transcript has a single exon. Lineage: Eukaryota; Fungi; Ascomycota; Dothideomycetes; Mycosphaerellales; Mycosphaerellaceae. The record is from RefSeq and is a predicted model, not a curated record. Gene Ontology annotation, biological process: actin filament severing; barbed-end actin filament capping. The annotation marks the transcript as partial.
GUUUUCCUUUGCACACACUUCUACACGAAUCCGAAACCUGCCAAAGUCGCCGAAGUGUACAUAUGGGCCGGUGAGACCGCUUUUGGAACGACAAUUGACGCUGCAAAUGUCCAUGCGAAGCGUAUCGCGAGGGAGAACAGCACGACCGCGAUAUACAUGGUCAGACAGGGACAUGAGUCGCCCGCCUUGCUACAAGCUUUUGGCGGCAUCUUCAUCACUCGGCGAGGAUCCCGUGAGACAGCGACCAAGCAGUACAUACUAUGUGGACGAAAACAUCUGGGCCAUAUUGUCUUCGAUGAGGUCGACUUUAAUGUCGCUUCACUAUGUCACGGAUUCGUAUACCUGAUCUCGUACCCAGUCACGCUCCAGGAGACAAGACUCUACUUAUGGAAAGGCAGCGGCUGCUCCACGGAAGAACUCAGCGGCGCCCGCCUCGCCGCCAUGGACCUCAGCGAAACGGGCGAGAUCAUCGAAGUCGAUGGUGGCGUGGAAUUCGCAAGCUUCCUCAAGAUCUUCAGCCCGACUACGACGAAAGCACACAUCGCCAAGCCUUCUCCUCUCUGGCAGCUCAAGGCCCCAGCGCCGGACAAAUUCAAGACUCGUCUCUUCAGAAUACAACAACCCGAAUCGAGACCCAGUCUUCUCACCUCGAUCUGGAACCGGCGUCCAUCUUGGAAUCGACUAUCUCCUGCCCGCACCGGCUCUCCUGUUCCGGACGAAGUCAAAGUCGAAGCCAAAGAGAUCUCGCCUUUCACACAGUCCUCGCUCGAAGCCGAGGGUAUCUACCUGCUCGAUGCCCAGGGCGCGCUGUACAUCCUCAUCGGCGUGCUGGUCCCUUCGCAAGCGGAGAAAGUUCGCAGCACGCUGUUUGCGCAGACCGUAUUGUUCGCCGAGGAGUAUGCAAAGGUGGCGGCAGAAGUGGAGAGUCGGACUGCGGUCCCCAGGUGUCAAGUGGUAGUCAGAGGCGUGCCUGAGGACCUGAAGAUGCUGUUCAGGCAUUGGGAUAAGGGGAGAGGCUUGUGGGGGACAGCUGGGUUGAUGGCUGGGAGUCGAACGGGCGAGGAAGGGUUGGUGGGGGUGGUGGCACUUGAAGAUGCAUUGGCAGAGCUUUGCAGGGACUGA